Pectinophora gossypiella (pink bollworm) is the source of this 3359-nucleotide messenger RNA. RefSeq names its product ribitol 5-phosphate transferase FKRP. The transcript has 5 exons. Gene Ontology annotation, cellular component: Golgi apparatus. The record is from RefSeq and is a predicted model, not a curated record. Bases 80 to 1582 code for a protein of 500 amino acids. NCBI's taxonomy places the organism in Eukaryota, Metazoa, Arthropoda, Insecta, Lepidoptera, Gelechiidae. Gene Ontology annotation, biological process: protein O-linked glycosylation via mannose.
GUGCGCGCGCGUUGUUUUGUCGAAUUGUUCGAUUAUUGUGUUAAAAAUAAAAUUAUCAAUGAAAUGAUUUACUUUAUGAAUGAAAAUAAUGCUCUAUCGUUUUCUCCGUUGCCGUCUAACAUUCAAACUCUAUGUAAUUUUGACCAUUAUAGCGAUUGUUUCCGUAUUCGCUUAUUUGUUUCCUCAAUAUAGAAUUUAUCCAGAAAAUCCAGCGACUGUGUCUUCAAACGUGCACCCUCGCCCGUCUCGCCACGUAUCUAAAUUGUUGACUGUUGUGUUUCGUCAAUUCGAGGAAUUUGAUAAUGACGUCGCAGAUAGUGUGCAGUCGUUCGUUUCUGCCUUCCCUAACAUGCCCGUGGUGGUCGUGUCUGAAAGCACUCCGUAUCCUCCAUUCCCAUUUUCCGCCUCAAACGAAACGCUUCGUAACGUGAAGGUAGUGUCUUUGGAAUUGCGACUAAACGCUUCGCCGCGGGAAUUGAAGCCUCUUUCGUAUGUAUCGACUGAAUUUGUGCUGUUUGUACCUGAUGCUACCCGAGCGGUGCGCCGAACGCUGCAGGCGGCGGCGGCGGCCAUCACGACUUAUCCAACUCACGCUAUAGCUAUAGGAGUAGGCAGCUCUCGCCUUAUAUGCCAGCAAGUUAAGUGGAAGUAUGAAGACUGGACCUUGCAGUACAGUAAGGAUGUAUCGGGCAAGCUUUGUGAUGCUGUGCACGGGCAACAUGCACUUUUGUUGAGGACGGCACUAUUACAUACAUUGCCUGACCCAUUUACACUUCCCUUUCCUGAGGCACUCUAUCUACAAUCUGUGGUGAAAAAUGUGAAGGUACAAAUAUUGGACAGUAAGUUGGGUAUAGGACGGAGUGUCCUCAAGUCACCGGCGGCCAAACAGAAGGCAUCCCGUCAUAUGCGGGAUCACCGAGUGGCCCUGUACAAGCAACUCGGGGUGAAGGCUGUGGUUAGGGAAGAUGGCAGGGUGCAGUGGUUUGGAUGUAAGAGGGAAACACAGCGCUGCUUCCCAGCAGUACAAGGCACUCCAUCUUACAUCCUCUCCGGCCGUAACACGCCCCCGUGCUGUCGCCGCAACAUGCGGCGCGCGGCGGGCCAUGUGUUGCGCGCGUUGUUGCAGGCCGGCGCGCGUUGCUGGCUCGAGACCACGUCACUACUAGGCGCUGUUAUACGUGGUGACCUACUCCCUUGGGCAGAAUACGUCGAGAUAGGCAUCCACGCCUCUGACGUAUCCCGCGUAACCUGGCUGCAGCGCGGCGGGGCCGACACGGACGGCUUCGUCUGGGAACGAGCCACUAAAGGACAUUACUACCGCGUCGCUUACUCCGCUACCAACCGAAUCUACGUCUUAGUGCUACCAUUCGCGGCCAGGAAUGGUACCAUGUACCCCGCAGACUGGGUGCUGGCGCAUCAACGCGAGUUUCCUGAGAGGCAUUUGCAUCCGCUUGCGCAGAUACAAUUCGCAGGUCGCGAGGCGCCGGCACCGAACGACGCUCGCGCCUUCCUUGACCUCAAACUGGGAGCGUCGGCCGUCGAGCGCUGCGACAAGAUCGGACCCAAGCUGCUCUAUCCAUAAGCAGACAAAUCUCCGUAGAGAAUUAGAUAAUUGCAGUGUCCACCCAUGAGCUAACCUGUCGCCUAUAACUAAAAAUUGAUAGACGUUUGUCACUGAAAUAAUAGUUUCUUGAUCAGUUUUAUCGGUAUGACUCUUAGGACCUCGUAAGUUGCUUUGGUUUCUAAUUUUAUGCAUUUGUGGUUUGAUAAACAAGUUCAAGUUAUAUUCUAGUCAGAUAAAGGAGGCUUUUAGAUAUAUUUUAGACACCAGCAGGCUGGCUUUGUUUGCCAUUACACGGUUCGAGUUUUAGCAGUUUUUAAUAUAAAGCAAUUAAUAUAAGGGCGAGUUUCAGAGCACGGGACGUCAACAUCAUUAGUGUCGGAGUACUUCUUUAUCAACAUCAGUGGCAGCCCAAAAAAAAACAAACAUUGCUAUGGCGAUGCGAGCGGUUUUUUUGGGCAAAAUCAGCCAAGACAGGACCACCCUAGCUGGCAGCCCCGGAUCUACAGGGGAGUAACUGGAUUGGGCACACCUGCCCUGUAAAUUAGACCUCUUACCGGCCAAAUAAAACUCAUACAUUUAAUGAGUGGCCGUAACCGUAAAGUAAUCGAAAAAAAAAAAAACUGUAUUUUGAGGGCCACCACUGUGAGGUCUCGCACCAUCUCAAUAUUUUGCUGGAGCCGCCACUGAAUAACAUUACCGUGAACGCAAAUAUAUCCUACAAUCUUUUGUCGUUUUGCAAAUAUCCAGUUAGAACUUAUGUAUGUCGUCAACUUCCGUAAGUUUUAACUGGAUAUUUGCAAAAAGACCAGACCAGAGAUCGUAAGAUAUUUUUCCGUUAACGGUAAUGAGGUCAACCAUCGGUGUUGGAAGAUCUACCGGUCACCGCAAAAUAUCCUAGAAUCUAGUUUUUUUUUGCAAAUAUACAAAAUACAAAUAUACUAAUUGCACACAACAUACAAAACAAGUUUUACGCACAUGGACGAAAGAUACAGUACAAUCUGGCGGCCUUAUCGCUUAAUUUUUUUUUAAAUAUACUUGGAUCUUAUGUAAGUUUCCAACUUACAUAUUUUCUAACUAUUGUCUAUUUUCAAAAAGACAAGCGAUUCUUGGAUAUUUUUACGGUGACACUAUGAUAUUGACUUCCGGCGGUGCGCAGAAACUCACUCUCAGUCUACGAAUAAAUAAUAAGUCUCAGUAGAUAUAAGUUUUUGAACGUGUCUUGUAAUUUAGACUAGAAUAAGUUUUCCAAAGUAGUGUAUGUAGAUAUUUUAUUAUUUGUUACUAGUUUACCAACAUUGGCUUUUAAGUGCAGGCUACUAACAUGUAAAGUAAGGAAUUUGUGAAUACAUUUUCGCGCGUAUUUCAUGAGUAUUUAAUCGCUUAUAAAUGUAAUUUUAAAGUUUUGAAGAUCUCAAUAUAUUUAAAAAGGACUAGUCUCGUAAUAUUGUAAUGUAAUUAUAUUGAUUGGAAGCUGUUUUGAACGGCGUUGUUUUGUUUCGAGAGUUUAUAAAAAUGGCGUAAUAUUAUUGUUACCUUCACGCUACAAUCUUGAAAGAAAUGCAUUUAAAAUUAUUAUAUUUCUGAACAAUGUAACUGAAUAAGCAAUAAUUAAAAUUCAAUAAUAAAUGUAAAACAUUUUGAUUUUGAGUUUAUUAUUUUUUUGAGCUUUAUUAGAAUAAUAAUAAUGCGAUGUAAUAAAUAUGAUAGCGUUUUAUUUUUAAUUCUAAUAAAUAAUUAAGAGUAAAUCGGUGGUAUAAAUGUGGUAAAGAAGAAUAGGCAUUAUGCAUUAUUCUUU